GCAGAACUGCAACUCCACCACCUUCCCCAAACCACCACGAACACAUCGUCGCAACCGUACAGCCCCCGUCGUAAUCAUAGAUACAGUACUCAAGGGAACGCCAAAAAUGUCUCAAAAAAUGAGAGCUGUCGUUUUCAAAGGCCCCCACAAGAUUUCCCUGGAAGAUAGGCCAAUCCCGAAGAUCAUUGAUGAAACAGACGCUCUCGUGAAGGUUUCUUACACGGCUCUUUGUGGAAGGUGAGCUCCUCGCCUAGAAGCAUUUAAUUUCGGGGAUAGGGGCCAACUGGGAACAUCAAGCGAACUUCAUGUAUUCCGUGGGCAUCAGCCCAGCGAUACGGGAUUUAUUAUGGGCCACGAGUUCACCGGGACCAUUGUUCAAGUAGGAAAAGGGGUUACUAGGUUCCAAACCGGAGACAAAGUUAUUUCCCCAUUUACAACUUCUUGGUAUGCUAGGUAAUUGUUUUCGCGAGUAAGCCUCUGUUGACCAUGAGAAAGCUUGGAAUGUUUCUAUUGCAAGAACGGCUACACCUCUCGAUGUGCACAAUCAAUGUUGUACGGUUCUGUGAAGCUAGAUGGAGGGCAGGCAGAAUAUGUCAAUUAGUUUACUUGUUGAAUCUUCUCGCACGAGAGUUAACUAGGUGAAUUAGGUCCGAGUUCCGCUGGCGGACGGGACACUGUUCAAAGCUCCGCCAGAGAUCCCGGAAGAGACAGUGGUACGUCGGAUACAGGUUGAUACCCACCCCGAGGUCCAAGCUAAACAAUCGUAACAGAUCCUGAUGGCAGAUAUAGUAAGUCUACAGCCUCCUAACUUGUUGCUUAGUUUUCUAAUCACCACUCAGUUCCCAACGUAUGGGCCCGCCAUAAAUUUCCACUGCAGCUAACCCGCCAAUAGUGGUUACUUCGCUGCAUCCAAUGGACUCUCCCAACUCACGCCGACUCAGCGUGAUAAUGCAACCGUUGUUCUAAUAGGAUGUGGCCCGGUAGGACUAUGCGCCCUCAUCGCCGCUACCUCCUUCAACCCCGCACGCAUCUUCGCUAUAGAUUCCGUCCCCUCUCGCCUUGAGCUAGCCAAGUCCCUCGGGGCAGAACCCUUAAACUUUAUGGAGGACAAAAAUGCUGUUAAGAAGCGUAUCACAGAAGCUACAGAUGGAAGGGGUGCGGACGUCGUCUUGGAGGUGGUAGGAAACAGCCCCGCUCUCCGAAUGGGUUUCGACGUAGUUAGGCCCUGGGGAGUAAUUAUCAGUGUUGGGGUGCACAACGCUGAAGUGAGUCCUUCAACCAGCACCAUUUCACCCUCGCUGAUGCCACUCUAGAUCCCGUUCACCGGGAAUGAGGCAUACAACAAAAACGUAAGAAUCCAGUUCGGCAGGUGCCCUGUCCAUGCGGUCUUUCCGGAAGCACUGGAAUUAUUAAAGAAGAAGUCUCACCUCCUAGGGUAAGUAUGGACCCGUUCAGUUCGAGAACACAGCGCUCACAAAUUCAAAGCUUCAUGUCGGACAAGAUCAUGCCAAUGAGUCAAGCGGAGGAAGGUUAUGAGCUCUUUGACAAAAUGAAGGUGCAGAAGGUGAUCUUCCGCGCCGAUCAGUAG
Molecule: messenger RNA, 1588 nt
Organism: Tuber aestivum (summer truffle)
Lineage: Eukaryota; Fungi; Ascomycota; Pezizomycetes; Pezizales; Tuberaceae
Source: the annotation of a GenBank genome assembly